AGAGCUUUGUAAUGUUUUGAACAACCAAUAGUAAAAAAAAAGAAAAUGGAAAAGUUGGGGUAAAAAUGAGUCAGAGAGGAGACAGGGCAGGGUUGAAGAGGCUUAGGGCUUGGAUGUGAGGCUCAUGGCUUGGAUGUGAGACAAGGUGAGAAGGUCUGAGGAGAGACGAUUGGGUUCCAGGCCGUUCAUUGGGGUGUGGCUAUGGGGUAUCUAUUUGUAUCUGGAGAGGGGCUCCCCUCUGCUUCCUGAUCAGGGUGUGAGCUGCUUCUCCCCAGCACACUCUCCUCCAUGCUGUCCUGCCUCAAGCCCUGAGGACUGGAGCCUGAAGUCUAUGGACGGAGACCUCUGAAGCCUGAGCCUCAGAUAAACCUUUCCUCCUCUACACCUGCUCUGGUCAGGUCCUUUGAGUCACCGCGGUGACAGAGCUGACUGAAAACGGGGCUGAACUGGAUAGGGUUGGCAGGGGAAAGACGCUUCAUCCUCGGCCAUUUCAGCCAUCUGGUCAGCCGAGGAGGUCAGUUACCACAGUCCUGGUGUAGACGAGAGCUCAAGAACCGCACGCUUCCCUGGGACCAGAGGAUUUGGCUUCUUCUGCAUUGGGGGUGGGGACAAUCAUGCGGCCAAUCAGAACAAGAGCAGGUUGGCACGAAGCCAAUGGGAAGUGGGCAUGGAAAUGAGCCUUGCUGGCCAUCGGUUGGUGCCGGGCUGGCUUUGGGGGUUUGAGAGCCUCUGUCUCCUCUCAGCACUGAACCCGCCUGGACUUGGCAGAGCGUGGUCUUUGGUCUUGGUAGUUUGGAGAAGAACUUGAUUUAGGAUCAUUGACAUUUGCGGUUUGAGGAUGCCACAGACCUGAAGAGCCGCUUGGGGGACAGGUGGUGUGACUUGAAGAUGUAGCAUUUUGAGUCCACUUCUGACUCACUCCUGGCUACACAUCUGCAUUGCUGUGACCUGUGGACCAAACAGGUUAGUCUGCAGCAGAGAAAGUCAUAACACACGGGAAUCCACCAAGUUAGGUCUGGAGAAGCAAAGAUGUCAAAUUCUUCCUUCUGGUCACCGAAAGAAGGCACCACACCUGACUUACUCUGCGGGAAGCCAGUUGGUUUCCUCACCACGAAGGACCGUUUCAUGAUGCUUAUAUGUGGCACUCUUGUUCUGGGAGGAUUCUCGAGAAUGUUUUUCAAGAAUUCUGAAGUCAUUGUCUUAACCAUUCUUUCUGUAUCAGGAUUUAUAAUAGGACAACUGGCUUACCAUUUUAUUGAGGUGUAUCCAGUUGUUUACCCUCUUCUAAGAACACCAAGUUUUUCGCUUUAUUCUUAUUUUUUGCCUUUAAUUGUAUUUGUGGCUGCUUUGGAUGUGGAUUUUUAUAUAGUCAAGAAUGUGUUUUGGCAGGUUUUUUUAACUGGAUUUCUUAGCUUUGCUAUAUCGUUCAUCAUAAUUGGAUAUGUGGUUCUGAAAUUCAAUUUGGAGUCAUGGGAUUUUCAAUCUUGCUUACUCUUGAGCAUCACUCUGAGCAUUACGGAUCCCCUUCAUUCUGUGAGCUCACUGAAAACUCUUGGCCUUUCUAAAAUGUAUAUUGACAUAAUUAGAGGAGAAUCAUUGAUCAUUUGUAGUGUUGCCUGCAUUUUUUUUGGAAUUUUUCGGGUCAGCUCAGAACAGCUUACCAUGUUUACAGAGUUACAUAUCAUUGUGGGACUCAGCUUGGACAUUUUUGGAAGCAUAAUCUGUGGAUACUGGUGUGCAAGAGUCAUCCAGUUUAUACUGACUGACAUUUUUAGCAAUACACUGACCAAUGUCAUCCUGUGCUUUUCAAUGGUGUAUAUGACUUUCUACGUGGUGGAAUAUUUUGGAAUGUCAGGCAUUGUGGCUUUGGCCACUGUAGGACUGAAUUUAGAUUCCUUAAGCUUCAAGCCCAGGAUGGAGUUCAUAAUCACGAAGUUCUUGAUCAUAUUUUCCUCUAUGUACCACCAUUUGAUAUACACUUUCUUCGGCAUCGUGGUUGGAUGUGGAGAAAUCAAGCAUUUUAGUUUCCACACCGUCGUUUUCAUUUUCAUCUUGUUUGUGACAGUGAAUUUUGUAAGGUUGCUUACUGUUAUUUUUGUGACCCCGAUUUUGAUGCAUUCCAGUUAUGAGUACAGUUGGCGAUGGGGAAUUGUCAUCGCGUGGUCUGGAAUUAAAGGAGUUUUUAGCUUACUUUUGUCUCCUGAUAUUUAUAAUCUGGCUGAUCAAAAAGUAGCGGCACCACACAUGUUUAUUUUCUAUGUACAAGUGAUAUCGUUAUUGACUAUGGCAAUAAAUUCAUACAUGAUGACUUUCUCGGCUAGGACUUUAGGUUUUUGUGCGAUUUCCCUCCCAAGACAAAUGGCCAUGCAAAAUGCCAUUCAGCACAUUCAGGAGAUAAUACAGAACACAACCACUUUAUACAAGACCGAAAAGAUGUUGACAAACGUCAACUGGACUUUAGUGGAAGAAAAAGCGAAGAUCGAAUACAUCAUUCCGUCAAAUGCUGUUCCACUUUCCCAUGUUGUACAUGAUGAUGAAACAGAGCAGUCCCCGACAGAUGAAGUUUUAAUAGAAGAAGCCAGAUUGCACGUGGCGAUAAUACAAAUGAGUAGCUUUGAAAAGCAGUGUAAUGAUGGCAUCCUUGGAGUAGAGGCAGCCCGGAUAUUAAUUGGUGCAACGAAAAGCUAUUGCCCCAUCCAAGGAAAAUUCAUGAAUAUUCAUGAUGUUUCAACUUACGUAAGAGCUAGAAGUUGGCUUAUAAAGUUUAAAAACAUGUUAACUUACUUGGAAUAUCAUAGAGAAAGGGGACGUUUUAUUCUACCUGGGAGUAAUAGAUUUCUGAUUUUUGUAUAUCACCUUGUAUUUUCAGAAGAAUUUGAAUACGCAGGACAUAUUAAGACAUUAUUGUAUAUUUAUCCCAUGAUAAUACAUUUAUGGCCAAUGGCAAGAGAGUUAAAUGUAUCAGCACUGAUAUCAAUGAACCACUAUUUUAUAUUUUUAUGUGCGUUAGAAUCAACUUUGAAGUUAAUCAUUCUGAAAAGGAACUAUUUUAAACAACAUUGGAAUACUUUGGAUUUUUUAAUUUUGCUUAUUGGGCUCGUGGAUAUCUUUUGUAUAUACUUUGUCAGACUAAGAACAAGCAACUUGUUCCUUAUCCAGCUCACAGUGGUGAUGGGAUACUUAAGAAUAAUUAGGUUUCUUCCUAUCUUCAAGCUAGCAAUUCCAAUGCUGAUAAAUAUUGUAGAUGUGCAGGUCAAAAAACACCUCAGCUUGAUGUACAAUAUUACAAAAGGCUAUGUCAAAAGUCAAGAAGAUGCCAAACUUUUAAUGAAACAAAUUUCUGGCCGUAAAUCAAUAUACAAGAAAUUAUAUGAAAUUCUGGAAACCAACAAAAGAGAAGCUAUCAAAGAGCUAGGACUCAUAGAGCAUGAAGGCCGUGAUGUUGUCAUUGCUUUGAAGACCAAGCAGGCGAUCCGGAACGUGGUCGCUAAAGCUCUGAAGAAUCUCACCUUCCUCAGGUCGAGGGGCAUCAUCGACGAACACGAGGGCAUCGAGCUGAAUAAGGUACUUCUUAUGAAAAUAAAAGCACUGAAUCAUUUUCCAAUGGCAAUCCCACCCCCUACUCCUGACAAGUACCUUCAUAAUAUCAUCUGGAUGGAAAAUAAAGAUGUCCUCAUUGAGUUCUUCAAGGAAAGAACCAAACUUGCCUAUUUUGAUUACGGAGAUGUCAUUUGUAGAGAAGGGGAAAUGCCGCAAGGAAUCUACUUGAUAAUUUCAGGAAUGGCAAGUCUACAUAGCUCGUCUCCUACCUUUGGGAUAGACAGUAGCCUGAAGCCUAAUAAAGGGUCCAAAACCAUGUUCACAGAGUACUGUACCAGCGGGGACGUGCUGGGGGAGCUGAGCUGCCUGCUGAAGCGCGAGAUGGAAUACACUGCCGUCUGCGAAACCACGCUACAGGCCUUCUUCAUCUCCCUGGAGGACCUGUAUGAAGGCUUCGAUGUCUUCUGGCCAUCCCUGGAGUAUAAAAUCUGGCUGAAGCUGGCUCUCAACACUGCCUCUCAGUACUUUGAAUCGAGUCUCGCUGAUGAGGACUUAAGGUUUCAGAAGUGUGUGAUGCUCAAUCAUGCUUACGUGGAGACUUUAUCAAGCUACAACGAAAUGACUAUCGAUAACGUGGCCAUGAAGUUUGUCAUCAUCGUGUUCGGCAGCGUAAUUGAUAGCAAGACGGAGGAACCGUAUUUGGCACCUUGCAUCAUUCCUAAAACCUGUGAGCAGAUCCAGGGAACUGCGGAUGUAAGCAAGCUGUUGGUCAUCCAAGCAUCUGAGCCGACCAAAAGUGAUGGUAACACCAAUGUCAUGGUCAACACUGCUCUUCGAACGACCAAGAAGGAAUACAACUGGAAGAGAAAAGACAUGCAGGACACUAGGUACCAAUUUCGAAAAGGGCAUUAUUGACACAAAUGUGAUGUGUGGAGUCGGGUUAAAGGCUGCGCUGCUGUCCUGGUUCGAGUGCUGUAGGAUUACCUGACAAGGAUUUUCUUAGAAACCGCUGAAACCCAGCUCACUGCUGGAUCUCUUCUGUAAGCAGUGGAUGGACCGCUGUAAAAACCGAUUCUCAGUAGUUGUAUAGUGUAGGUGACUUGUUCAGAAUUCUUCAGGGUAAUGUAAGGUACUUUAAAACUCAUGGCCUACCAAAUGACACCCUUCUUCUAGCCGAGAGUAAGUUAUCAAAUGUGUUGUACAAUUAAUGCAUUACUGUCUAAGGCAUUAAGACCUGCAAGUUUUAUUUGUGAAAUUGCUAUAAUUAAUGCCUCCUGAUAUUUUUCAAAGUCCAGUUACUCUCCCCUCCCCAGUCUGGGGAACACUGAAAAGUGGACCGUGAUCCACAGUCUUGGUCACGGAAAGCAAAGUUGAGGAGUUAACAUUCCUACGUUCCCACACCUGUUGGUUGUCAUUUUUCAUUUUAUUUUUAAAAGUUAAAUAAAGUUGCUUGUUGUGGUUGACUUUUUAA
Messenger RNA from Ictidomys tridecemlineatus (thirteen-lined ground squirrel), 5011 nucleotides. It is a transcript of the gene Slc9c2, whose product is annotated as solute carrier family 9 member C2 (putative). Gene Ontology annotation, biological process: regulation of intracellular pH; proton transmembrane transport; potassium ion transmembrane transport. Gene Ontology annotation, cellular component: plasma membrane. The record is from RefSeq and is a predicted model, not a curated record. NCBI's taxonomy places the organism in Eukaryota, Metazoa, Chordata, Mammalia, Rodentia, Sciuridae. Gene Ontology annotation, molecular function: potassium:proton antiporter activity; sodium:proton antiporter activity.